Penicillium arizonense is the source of this 1776-nucleotide messenger RNA. Its product is annotated as GMC family oxidoreductase. The transcript has 3 exons. The coding region runs from base 1 to 1776 and encodes 591 amino acids. Gene Ontology annotation, molecular function: oxidoreductase activity, acting on CH-OH group of donors; flavin adenine dinucleotide binding. NCBI's taxonomy places the organism in Eukaryota, Fungi, Ascomycota, Eurotiomycetes, Eurotiales, Aspergillaceae. The record is from RefSeq and is a predicted model, not a curated record.
AUGCAUGUGUACACCCUUGCUUUCGGGAUACUUCUACUAGGUGCAGCGGAAGGGAGGAACCAAGAUGGUUCAGCCUCACGAUAUGACUUUGUUAUUGUUGGCGGAGGUACAAGUGGGUUGGUUGUUGCAAACAGGUUAUCGGAGAUGAAAGGUUACACCGUGGCUGUCAUUGAAGCCGGGGAUUCUGUCUUUGGCAAUGCUAAUGUUACUGACGUGACAGGCUACGGUCGAAGCUUUGGAACGAAGAUCGACUGGGCCUACUUGACUGAGAAUCAGACAUAUGCUGGCGGUAAGCAGCAAAUUAUGCGUGCUGGAAAGGCCAUUGGUGGGACGAGCGCUAUCAACGGAAUGUCGUACACUCGGGCUGAAACGGUUCAAAUCGAUCUUUGGGAGAAGGUUGGAAAUAAGGGUUGGAAUUGGAGGACCCUCUUCCCAUACUACCAAAAAUCAGAAGGGUUCCAGGUGCCAACUUCAGAUAAAAUUGGUGAUGGCGCCGACUACUAUAUCGGCUACCAUGGGGAGAGAGGCCCAUUGAAGGUCGGUUGGCCUAAGAUGAUGACCAAUGGCAGUGUGCUUCCUAUACUUGACGAAACCUUCUCUGAACUAGGUGUUCCCUACAAUCGCGACGUUAAUGGUGGCAAUAUGGUGGGACUCACGUCACAUCCAAAUACUGUCGACAGAGAUGCCAACAUUCGGGAAGAUGCUGCUCGAGCUUACUUUUGGCCUUUUGAAAACCGCCAUAAUCUCAAGAUUAUCUCGAACACCCUAGCGAAAAAGAUCGUCUGGGACAACAACUCAGAUGAUCUGGCUGUCGCGAUUGGGGUGGAAGUUACUGGCCCCGACGGGAAUGAAGUAAUAUAUGCCUCGAAGGAGGUCAUCUUGUCGGCUGGCUCUUUGAAAUCAUCCGUGAUACUGGAGCUGUCGGGCAUCGGAAAUCCAGAUAUCCUUGACAAGCAUAAUAUUCCUGUCAAGGUUAAUCUUCCCACAGUCGGUGAGAACUUGCAAGAUCAAACAAACAAUGGUCUCUCCUACGCAGGAGAGGAAUUCUGGAUCGGUGGACCAACUUUCUCCGCGCUUCCGUCAGCUGAGCAAAUAUACGGGAACCGUGUUUCCGGAAUUGCUUCAUCUAUCAAAUCCAGCCUCGAGGAUUACGCAAAGGCCGUCUCUAACUCCUCAAACGGCGCUGUUCAAGAAGCCCAUCUUUUGGAGGCAUUUCAACUCCAGCACGACCUGAUCUUCAAAUCACGAGUUCCCUAUGCAGAGAUAGUCUUCCUUCCCAUUGGACACUCGUUCUCCAGUGAAUACUGGCCUCUGCUCCCUUUCUCAAGAGGGAGUAUUCACAUUCAAUCUGCCGAUAGCUUCAAGCCAGCUUCUAUCAACCCGAACUAUUUUAGGUUUGAGCAGGAUCUUGAUGCUCAAGCCGAAAUGGCCAAGUUCAUUCGCAAGGCAUUUGGAACCGCUCCUCUCAGUCAAUUUGUCGGCGAGGAGUUUGCUCCGGGAUUAGAUCGUGUUUCUGAGAAUGCGUCAGACUCUACAUGGCGCAGUUGGGUUAAGUCAAACUAUCGAUCAAACUUCCACCCGGUUGGUACGGCUAGCAUGCUUCCGCGAGACAAGGGAGGCGUGGUAAGCCCUGAGCUCAAAGUCUACGGAACCAAGAACGUCCGCGUCAUUGAUGCUUCUGUUUUACCAUUCCAGCUCUGUGGUCACUUGACAAGUACCCUCUACGCUGUUGCUGAAAUGGCGUCAGAUCUGAUCAAAAAGAGAUAUAUAUUCUAG